Messenger RNA from Caenorhabditis elegans, 1527 nucleotides. It is a transcript of the gene lgc-9, whose product is annotated as Neurotransmitter-gated ion-channel ligand binding domain protein. The transcript has 7 exons. The record is from RefSeq and is marked reviewed. Lineage: Eukaryota; Metazoa; Nematoda; Chromadorea; Rhabditida; Rhabditidae. Gene Ontology annotation, cellular component: membrane; synapse. Gene Ontology annotation, biological process: monoatomic ion transport; monoatomic ion transmembrane transport. Gene Ontology annotation, molecular function: monoatomic ion channel activity; extracellular ligand-gated monoatomic ion channel activity; transmembrane signaling receptor activity. The coding region runs from base 7 to 1401 and encodes 464 amino acids.
CUAAAAAUGUACUUUAUACAACUACUAUCAGUACUAAUAUCUAUGAAAGUCGGCCACAUCAGAUCUAGCAGGCUUCUGCAACACAGCCAGCAUGGGCAUUAUGAAGACGACUACAUUAAAACUGAACCUACACACCUCAUUGAAACGAUUCAAAGAAGAUACGAUAAGCGAGUGAGACCGUUUGCUGAGUCGAAUCGGCCGGUAAUAGUGCACAUGACAAUUGUGCUGGGUAUUUUGACCGAAGUUCGAGAAAACCAACAAGUCGCCUCAUUUGUCAUAUCGCAUGUACAAAAGUGGAGGGAUCCAAAACUAGCGUGGAAUCCUGCAGAUCAUUCAGGCCUCACACAGGUCGUCAUGCCAAGAAGCCUAGUUUGGGUUCCAAAAUUGUUUAUUUACAACAGCAUGGACACCAAAGACAUGCUGACCGAUGACAGAUACGAUGUCCGGAUACAGCACACCGGUCACGUAAAAGUGAAUAGUCCUCAAUUUGUGAGCACACUGUGUCGAAUAAAUAUCGAUUUGUUCCCAUUUGACACCCAAUUCUGUGCGAUUGCUCUCGCGAGCCCCCUGUUGUCGGUGGAGGAAAUGGAUGUGAAUGCUACCCAGCCACCGGUAGACUCAUAUUUUUCGGGAAACGCUGAAUGGCAAGUGAUGAACGUGACCGUAAAACAAAUGAAAUUCAUGGAAGAGGGCGAAUAUCGGGCUGAAGUUCACUACAUCUUGCACCUAAACAGGAGGCCAACUUACUAUAUAACAGUGAUAGUAGUACCUACAUUUCUCAUCAGCGCCCUCUCAAUUCUCGGAAUCUUCUCGCCCGGCUCAAAUGACGGCCCUAGAAAUGAGAAAGUGUCACUGGGACUUGGUUCCCUGCUAGCCAUGACUGUCCUCCUGGACAUUGUAGCUGGCGCCAUGCCAAAAUCCGACGCCAUCCCCCUUCUCGGGUACUACAUUAUGCUUGUCAUCCUACUCUGCGCCAUUGGGGUCGCCGUGUCAAUGGCUAUGCUCUCUAUGUCACGGAGCUGCAUACAAACUUCGAAAAUGCCACCCCCGCACUAUUAUCGAUUACUUUUUUUGAAUGUCUGCCGGGUCGUCAAACAGAAUAGUGGGCUGAAUGGAGUGGCGAUGAAUGAGAAGCCAACUGCUAUCACACCCCGUUUCCCGGAUCUCAUCGCGAUUUACAAUCAGCUCAUCGAAGUGGCUCGGGCUCAGAGGACAUAUCGCGAACGGAUAGAAAAACAAAAGUGGCAGCAUAGAGUAGAAAUCGAAUGGAACAAAAUCUUCGCGAGAAUCGAUUUCUUCUUCUUGUUCCUUUUCGAAAUGUUUAACGUGCUUAUUCUGGUACUCUUCCUAAGAUGUGCAUUUUUGCCGGUGCCACCGUUGCCGGAAAACUUCUCCAUAUAGUUUCCGAAUUUUUUUGUAUAUUUUUCCCCCAAAAAUUCCAUGGGUCUGCACUGCAGCUGAAAACAUCUCCUAAUUUCCCUCAUUCGACAUGUUGCGGGUUCUUUUUUCUUUGAAAUAAAACUUAAA